Arachis stenosperma is the source of this 903-nucleotide messenger RNA. RefSeq names its product F-box protein CPR1-like. Bases 1 to 903 code for a protein of 300 amino acids. Gene Ontology annotation, molecular function: protein binding. The record is from RefSeq and is a predicted model, not a curated record. NCBI's taxonomy places the organism in Eukaryota, Viridiplantae, Streptophyta, Magnoliopsida, Fabales, Fabaceae. The transcript has 2 exons.
AUGGAGAGGAAGCACAUGGGCAUGAAUGACAUCCUCCCUCCGGAGCUCAUUCACCGAAUUCUUCUAAGGGUACCCGCCGGAGACCUGUUUCGCCUCAGAUUCAUUUCAAAACUUUGGCACUCUCUCAUAUCCCAUCCAGACUUUGCGGAAUCACAUUACGACCUCAACUCUGCCACAUCUUCCCAUUCGCACUUCUUCUUGCUAAAAAACUGUACUAAUGCUUGGUGUGUUCAGCUCGACACGGUAUUUGAUGUUCCAACACACAAAGAGGUAUCUCUCCCUUCCAGGAAGAUGCCAUCAUUGUCAUGUUCUCUUUUUCGUACCAUGGGAUCCUGCAGAGGCUUUGUUCUCUUAGACAAAAAACUAGAUUUUCUUGUUAUAUGGAACCCAUUGACUGGAUCCAGCAAAACAAUAUCUUACUCUCAUAUUAAGGUCCCGCGCUAUGAUUUAAUUCGAUAUGGAUUUGGUUUCGAUGCAUCACGAGAUGACUAUUUAAUAGUUCUAUCUUGGCACGAUGACUACAACCAACACCGCUUAGUUUGCUUUUCGUUGAGAACCAAUUCAUGGAUUAAUCUCGAUGCAUCACUCCCCAAAUACAUGACUAGCUGGAAGCAUCAACUUUUUGGGUGGUUCUUACAUGGCGCUAUUCAUUGGUUGUGUUACUCUAGAAAUUACAUUGAUGAUGGUAUUCUUAUCUUUGAUUUGAAGGAAAGGAGUUUCUCCAAGAUAUCUAUGCCACAACAACUCGUAGGGGAUUAUCCCAUCACUUUCAUUCUCAUCAUAUUAGGAGGGUGCCUAGCCUUGUAUUUGUAUGACGAUGAAAACAAUAAAACUAAGAUAUGGGUUAUGAAAGAAUAUAAAGUGCCGUCAUCUUGGAUUUUAUAUGACAUUCCUUAUGGUUAA